Nematostella vectensis (starlet sea anemone) is the source of this 820-nucleotide messenger RNA. Its product is annotated as selenoprotein P. Gene Ontology annotation, molecular function: selenium binding. Gene Ontology annotation, biological process: selenium compound metabolic process. The coding region runs from base 107 to 688 and encodes 193 amino acids. The transcript is spliced from 4 exons. Gene Ontology annotation, cellular component: extracellular region. The record is from RefSeq and is a predicted model, not a curated record. Lineage: Eukaryota; Metazoa; Cnidaria; Anthozoa; Actiniaria; Edwardsiidae.
UGACGUAUAUGAGUACACAUGCGAGUACGUGCUGACCCGGCUCCUUUACAACACCGUGCUGAGCGGAGUCGAGCGCGAAAUACUGCCUCCAUUAUACAAGACUAACAUGACGGCCUCGCAUAUGCUACUACUUGUCCCCUUCGCCCUUGCUCUACUGCUUUCUAAGCCCGCGGAAUCUGCUGGUGUGUGUCAGCGGCCGCGCCCAUGGACGGUGAAUGGCAUGGAUCCCAUGGCCCAGGCCCGCGCAGAUAAACAAAUCGUAGUGCUGGCGCUGAUGGAAGCGCGUGCGUGCGGGAUUUGCGUCAGACAGGCUAAGGCCAUGGAGUCGCUACUGACGAUGCUCAGGCAACGGGAAAGAUCCUACCAGCUGGGGAAUCUGUACUUUAUGAUUGUCAAUCACCACAUGGCGGCCGGUUCCAUCCGCUUUAUAGAGGAACGAGUCAGUUUUCCAGUCUACCAAGAGAACGCGAACAAACAGAUAUGGCCAGCGGUUGACGGCGCCAAGGAUGACAUCAUCGUGUAUGACAGAUGCGGAGGCCUGGUGUCGCAUCUGAAGUGGCCGAAAAGUGAUUUGACUAAGCCACAUCUUUGGCAAGCUAUCCACCGGGCUAAAUGGAGUAAGGCGUGUUGCAAGCAGCAGACGACAGAACCGCCAACAAUCUCUGACGGGGGCAAAGUGGAACCCUAAUGAGGAAAUCUUUGAGAAUAAUACCAAAACUGCACUCAUUUACGUGAAGCCUUAUCAAGCGGGUUAACAUUCUACGGGGUUAUACACUGUCAUACACCCAACAGCCAGAGAAUAAACCAUUUUAUACGAAUA